This is a messenger RNA of Triplophysa rosa, 2991 nucleotides long. RefSeq lists its product as uncharacterized. The record is from RefSeq and is a predicted model, not a curated record. The transcript has a single exon. The coding region runs from base 24 to 959 and encodes 311 amino acids. NCBI's taxonomy places the organism in Eukaryota, Metazoa, Chordata, Actinopteri, Cypriniformes, Nemacheilidae. Gene Ontology annotation, molecular function: nucleic acid binding; zinc ion binding.
GUCAGAUACUGACAGCCUCACAAAUGCAAAAUUUAGAGCUCGAUGCAAAUACUAUGUAUGUUGCAAAUGAGAUACCAUUAACCAGAGUAAGCACUGUUGUAAGCCAAACUCUUCGUCGACUAUAUCCCGUGCCACCAACCAUGUACCAGAAUAUAAAAUUCCGCAUUAAACCAGGUGAGACUGGAGCGGCUUAUUAUUUCCGUUGUGCUGCUGAGUGGGAACAAAUGGUGGAGGAAAACAGUUUAAACAACCCUGUGACACGAGACAUAUUUAGAGCAGCAGUAAUGACAGGAGCUCCAAAUGGAGUAAAACAAGCAAUGGAGAAAAACCCAGAUAUCCCAGUGGCAAGUAACGAGGUAUGGGAAAGACAUUUAGUGCACCACACAGACAGAGCAGUGGAAAGAGCCAAUAAAGAGGAAGAGGAACUAGAAAGAGUUAAAACCCAGUUGUUAAAAUUGCAAUUAGAAAAAGCCAAAAGUGAAGGGACAACCAAAAAGGCCAAGCAAAUGCCACAACAUACUCCCAAUGCACCCCAAACCAUAGACCCAUAUCAAGGACCCCCUUACAGUGGUUCUCCUUUUGGAGGACCGACACACCACCAUCCAUAUAGCAACCCACAUUAUGCCCAAGGAACAAACCGUAGGCAGGGAUCCCCCUGGAGAGGAAAUGGACGUAGACAGGGAGGGCAAGGGAGAGGGGGGCAGAGUGGGACGCAGUGUUUCGUGUGCGGCGAAAAUGGACAUUGGGCAAGAAAUUGUCCACAAAACGAGUCACAGACUCAAGGCCAAUAUAACGGUCCACCUGCGGGGGGAUGGGGUCCCCGAAGAGGUGGCGCCGGUGGUCGUGGCAGGGGACCACAAACCCCAUACAACCCGGGGCAACACUUCCCGUCACCUUCCAACCUACAGGCGCCUGUGCACCCAACAUGGGGCCCGGAGGGUGGGGCGGAGGAAUGUUGAAGGGGCCCACAGAGAACCACCGUGAGAGGAAUGGCUGAACCUCUCAUGGAAAUAGUGGUAAACCAUCAACCACUAAAAGCUCUGGUAGAUACCGGGGCCACAUACUCCACUGUAACGAAGGGCACAAUUGACAACAGCGAUCUCACAAAUCGCACAGUAGGAGUAAUAGGAUUCUCUGGUGAGGUAGAAAAAUGGCCUAUGACAAAGUUGCUGAGGGUACAAAUUGAUAAACAAAUAUUGACGCACUCAUUCCUGUACUCUUGUAAUGCUCCCAUCCCCCUUUUAGGCAGAGAUCUAUUAAUCAAAUUAGGAGCCAGCAUUUUAUGUUCACCCGAGGGAGUGAUAGUGAAAUUUCCAGAUGGUUCAGAAACAAAUUGUUCUCUUUCAGGUCACACCACAGACAGUCAGUGGAUGUUAACAUCGUGUGGUGAGUUAGAAGAUGCUGAUAUAUAUUGGGUUGAGCUAGAUUCCAGUGUAGCCACUAAUAGUAUUGUAUCUAGGUAUAAUGAACAUCGCCAAUGGAUAACAAACAUAGACAUUUUUCUGCCACCCAUAGACCCCUUACAUUGCACAUUGUUUUAUGACAGGGAUGACACCACACAAUACCAAGAUCUAUUUCAGGAAAUAGAAGACAGCAAAUGGGUGAUAAGGGGAUCUGGUCUCAUGAUAGGAAAAGAGGGAGUAGUGACACCAAUUUUACUGACAGAAGAGCAGAUGAAAUGGUAUGAAAUGUCUGAUACAGCUGCACCACACGUCUCUGUAGCAUUACAUCCGAAACAUGAAGCUAGGGAGCUAGGCAACAUGACUAAGAGGCUGUUGGCAGCUAAUGAUUGGAAACCCACAGAAACUUGGGGUAUCCUGUAUUCCGAGACACAAAAAGCAUAUUGGGUGCAAGACCAAACAGAAGACACAGGGGUGUUGACACAUAAACAGAUCUCUAGAAGCCAUGGUAGGGAGCAGACAGACGCUGACGGAGCAGAAAAAAUGAUUGACACAUUGCCAGAUAAUCUAUGGUCUCAAGGACCAACAGAUGUAGGGUUUUGUAACAUCAAACCUGUUAGCUUUAAGUUAAACACCACCACACCUAUUUGGGUCCCUCAGUACCGCAACAAACCAGAAGCAGAAGAAGGUGUAGCCACCACUGUUUCUGGACUGAUUGACAAGGGAGUGAUAACCCCUUAUAGGUCUAAUUGGAACACACCAAUUUUUCCUGUGCCAAAACCAGGCACUAACAAAUACAGAUUGGUACAUGAUUUACGAAACAUCAACUCCAUUGUAGCAACACCUACAAUGACAGUGCCAAACCCAUAUAUUGCGCUGUCCACAUUGACACCAGCGCACCAAUGGUUUACAUGCAUCGAUUUGGCAAACGCUUUCUUCUGUAUUCCAAUCGCAGAGGAUUGCAAAGCAUGUUUGGCUUUUACAUACAGGGGCUGGCAGUAUUCUUACAACAGACUACCACAAGGGUUUAUUUUGUCACCAGGAAUUUUUAAUCAUGUUUUAAAACAACAGCUACAGAACUGUAGCUUACCUGAGAACUGUGUCAUGAUCAUGUAUGUUGAUGACCUACUCUUGGCAGCCAGAACUGAAAAGGCGUGCUUGGAGGCUACCAGAGUUGUGUUGCUUCAGUUGCACAAGUCUGGUUUCAAGAUAAGCAAGGACAAACUGCAGGUGUGCAGACCUUGUGUUACAUUUUUAGGUCGACUGAUCACGGCACAGGGAUCAACUUUGACAGGGACACAAAGACAGGGUAUACUCAGCCAUCCUAAGCCAACCACAGUGAAAGACAUGUUGUCAUUUUUAGGCCUCACAGGAUUCAGUAGGCACUAUAUCCCUAUGUAUGUUUCACUGACUACACCACUCAGACAGUUGAUUAAAGAGCAUGGCAUGAAAAAUCUGAAAGCAGAACUUCAGUGGACACAAGAGGCUGAACGGACGUUCAUUGACCUAAAGACACAGCUAGCACAUGCUGUGCACCUGAACUGUGCCAACUAUGAGUUACCUUUCUUACUGGAUGCCUCAGAAUCUGGCU